CCCACCAAUCCAAGUCAACUGAUUCCUCCACAUCAAAUACAAAUAUGCAUGAUAUCUCACUAUCAUUUUUCUUCUUUACACUAUCUUCUAGACGAUAUGGGAGGUUCAAUGGGCUUUCUCGGAAAAGGGGUACCACCGACGCAGAUGAUGAACAUGGUUAUGGGUUCACUCUACAAACAAUUCACCAAAAAGGCUAUCAACAACUUCGACGAUUUCCACGUGGCUGUUUUAGACAUCUUCAACAACUUCAACUCGGCUUUACCAGGCCGACACUUUGAUUUCCCGACCCCUGACGAAAUAAAGGCUUGUUUCACGCGAUGGAAGGAAGCCAAAGACGAGGAAGAGAAGAAGAAAGUGUUCACAGAGUUCAUUGCAAAGAAAGUGAAGCCAAGUAAACUCGAUGACGUCACCAUGAUGACCGGAAUAGCAUCACCUCCGGCGGCUAUGGCGGCUAAGAGAGCAGGAGAGAAUGUUCCUCAGCUAAAGUUCAUCAAACUUAUACCUGAUGUUAUAUUCGUCCCUACGGUCACCAUUUUGGCCAUUGUCUCUGCCAAACUCUCAAGGAGAAUGUAUUUGAAAUAAUGUUUUUAAUUUAAAACAUUCCAAGGUUGAAGCAAAGCUCCAAAGUUAGAAUA
Molecule: messenger RNA, 635 nt
Organism: Raphanus sativus (radish)
Lineage: Eukaryota; Viridiplantae; Streptophyta; Magnoliopsida; Brassicales; Brassicaceae
Exons: 4
Coding region: 49-582 (177 amino acids)
Source: RefSeq, a predicted model, not a curated record